Molecule: messenger RNA, 780 nt
Organism: Kluyveromyces marxianus DMKU3-1042
Lineage: Eukaryota; Fungi; Ascomycota; Saccharomycetes; Saccharomycetales; Saccharomycetaceae
Gene: SYN8
Product: syntaxin
Exons: 1
Coding region: 1-780 (259 amino acids)
Biological process (GO): intracellular protein transport; vesicle fusion
Cellular component (GO): SNARE complex; endomembrane system
Molecular function (GO): SNAP receptor activity; SNARE binding
Source: RefSeq, a predicted model, not a curated record
AUGAAUAUUCUAAAGAUUGAAUACGAGAUAGACACCCUAUUGGAGAUUGUGGAUGAACGAAUAAGAUUAAUAGAUGUGCUACAUAUGCAGCCUUCGAAGAAUGAUAAUAUGAAACUUAAGAAGCAUCUCAAUCAAUGUAUUGACCUACUCAAAGAGUACGAAAAUGAUGUGAUGUCUUCGGAACAAGAGAAGUUUGAAGAAUUGGUUUCGAAGUACAACGAGGCUGUUGAAAGUUUGCCAGACGGUGUAGUAGACAGAAUGAUAUAUCACUUUGAGCUAAAACCACACUUCAAAGAACAGAAAAAGGUACGCUUUAAGGAGCAGCUUCUGGAAGAAUAUGAACAGCAUGAGCCUAGCAAAAGCUUUAAACCAUAUAAGGAUCAUGAAGAAGAUACGGAUGAUUCGCUAGAUGCGAAAAAGCAGGAAUUAUUAGGGAACCAGGAGGCAGGAACUCCACAGUUAAGCAUUUCUAAACAUGUUUCAAAUCACGAUAUUUUCAUUCAGCAGCAGCAGCAGCUAAUGGAGCAGGAAACCCAUCUGUCGGGGCUCUCGGAUUCUAUAAGCAGGACUCAUGGCAUAUCUCUUGAGAUCAACCAGGAAGUAGGACAUCAAAAUGAAGGUCUUUUAACUGAUCUCGAAAGACAAGUGGAUAGGAGUGAAGGUAACUUGCAGAGAGCGGGAAGACGAUUAGAUGCAUACAGAGCCAAUUCGAGGGAGAAAAACACUUGUUUCAUCAUUGUAAUAUUAACGGUGAUUCUCUUUAUAUUAUUGAUUAUCUGA